Messenger RNA from Cyprinus carpio (common carp), 2782 nucleotides. Its product is annotated as microtubule-associated protein 9-like. Bases 422 to 2392 code for a protein of 656 amino acids. Lineage: Eukaryota; Metazoa; Chordata; Actinopteri; Cypriniformes; Cyprinidae. Gene Ontology annotation, biological process: mitotic cytokinesis; regulation of mitotic cytokinesis; mitotic spindle assembly. Gene Ontology annotation, molecular function: microtubule binding. The transcript is spliced from 13 exons. Gene Ontology annotation, cellular component: astral microtubule. The record is from RefSeq and is a predicted model, not a curated record.
AAUAACAAUUCAUGUCGAUCAUUCCGCUAAAAAAUUUACAAAUGUUUUUAUUCUGAUUUGACACAAAACAGGACAUGCAUGUUUCAGAACAUCCAAAGGAUUUACCUCCAUCUUCCACUGGAGCUCCUCCGUUUUUAUGAUUUGAAUGAACUGGUAAAGCUAGUGGCAUUCAAUGUAUAAAGCGCUUGCCAUACAGCAGCGUCACCGCGCUUUGCCUUCGCCGUAGUAGAUUCGCACUAGAGUCUCAGCCGGUAGUUGCUUUGGUAACUCGUGUAAACGAAUGGCGUCCAUGAUGAACUGAGCAACGCUCAUUCGUUUUUAAGCGACGAAUUGUUUGAACGUCUGAUGAUUAAAUUCUAUAUCUAAAACCAGCAUGUUUAUUUGUAUAUUACUGAAUGAUCGCAUUUAAACAGUCGGUAAGAUGGAUGAUGAGCCUUUUUCUACAACGCUUGCUUACACGAAAAGCCCUAAAGCUUCCAGAAGAACAACUUUUCAGGAUGAGCUAAAGACAGCUGUGUCUGCUAGAGCCAACAUGCAUAGUUACCCUGAUGACUUUGAUGAUGAUGAUGACGAUGAUGAUGCAGACAUACUCAACGAACUCCUCAAGAUGCAAAAACAGAAGAAGGGGAGGUUUAAAGCUGGAAAGACCAAAGGCAUAAUCAAUGAUUUCAAGCUUUCUGGUGAUGAAGAGGAAAAUGUCAAACCCAAAAAAGUGUCUUUCAUGAAAACCAAAAGGACCAGCUCACCUGUGAACUCCGAACAGCUAAACUUCAUGAAAAGUGGAGAUGACCGGCACAGUUCUGUCCGUUCGCAAAGCAAUUCUUCCAGUCUGCAUUCGGAUUCCCCUUUUUCCUCUCUAUCUGAGAAGUUUCUACCAGAGUCCGCUUUGCUCCAGAAUCACGAACGGUCCAAAUCAGUCACGCAGUCGAGGAACCAGACAGAAUCUGUGGUGAAGAAGAGCCUGUCAGAUUCUCCACUGCCACUAAACUCUGAGAACAGCCAACGGGAAUCCUGUCCAGAGCCACUGCCUCCAGAACAAGAUGAGGACAACCAAAGGAUUGGUGAACCACGCGUCCCUCAACCCAGGGAGAGAAGCGUUAAACCAAAACUCUCCACAGGUUGUCCUGCUCAAGACAUGUCACCCAGACCCAAACCCAGACAGAGGACAGUAAAUAUGUGUGACUUCGGUCAGUUAGAAGAGGAACCCCCAGCAGAGACCCCUGCGUACAGCAGAACAGCCACGUCUUCUAUGUCUAUAGCCCUCUCUUCAGAGAAGAGUCAAACCUCUGCCAGUGAUAGUGUUCUGCAUCCAGAUGAAGACCAGGCCAUGUCAGAAAAGUCAGAGUUUUGUUCACCAGCAGAGCAGAUGUCUGAGGCUCCAGUCACUGUAGACAGCGCUGCCUCAGAAGAGAGCAAAGAGAGAAAUUAUUCAACAUCCCUUGAAGAAACACAUGAGAGUUUGCAGGGUUCCCUUGACCACACAUCAACCACACUAAGCCAAAAAUCAGCCGACAGUAUAACUCGAAUGCACCAAACAUUGAAACUCAUCGAUACUGAGCAACGUCUUCUGGACAUCAGACCUUCAAGCUCUCGGUCAUCCAGUUCCAGAAAACCCAAGAGCUCUUAUAAAGCAGAGUCGAAAUACCUGGGAGCUCUGAAGAUUCUGGAUCGGAGGACCGAGGAGAUCCAGCGGGUUCCAGAAGCAGCAGAUUCACUGAGAGCUGCUGUGUACCAGGAAUGGCUUAAAAAGAAAGAAGAAACUUUAAAAAUAACAAGGAGUGCAAAAAAGCAGGAAGAGAAAUUAAAAGAGGAGAAAGUGCAAGAAGAAAAGCUUGCUAAAAUCGCAGAUGCAAAGGCGUCUUUUGAUGCAUGGAAAGAGAAAAAAAGUGAAGUCAUUCGAACGAAAGUCAAAGAAAAACAGGAGGCAAUAAAGCAACAACAAAUAGAAAUGAAUAAAAAGCAAGAAAACAAGGAAACGGCAAAACAGCAGAUUUUUGAGAAGUGGAAAGAGGAGCAUGACAGUAUCCUUAAAGACAGGAUAAGGGAAAAGAAACAGAGUGAGAGAAGACAGAAACUACAGCAGGCCAAAGAGAAACACGAGAGGAAGAAGGACUCCAUUUCUGCUUUCGCUGGAUGGAGUGACCGAAAGAAGGAUGUUAUCGGAGAGAAAGUCAGGGCAGAACACAGGAAGGAGAAGAUAAAGGAAGUGGAGGAGGAAUAUGAAAAGGAGGAAAAAGAAAAAAUGGCAUUGGAGAUGUAUGACAAAUGGCUGAAAAGAAAAGAGUUUCAACAAAAGAGAGAGAGAAAAGAGAAGAAGAUUCAGGCUAUUCUUCAGGAGGAGCCUCCUCCACCCUGGAGCCCACCGAAUAAAACAAUCCCAUUCGGAAAAUGAGCGUUAUUUCAAUGUGCUUUGAUUUCAGAAGGACUCAAACCAUAAAUAAAUCAAACUAAAAAAUUCCCUUAACCCUAUAAAGCAAAUUUCUAAGACUUUUAAAUUAUCAAAAUUAUCAAAACUUAACUGACAAAAUGCAUUCAAUAUCCUACAUGCCUUCUGGUAUCUGACCGAUAGUUGAUAUUUUUAGCAAGUUUAAGGCUUUUUAUUAAAAAUCUAAAAAAAUCCUCUUCAGCUCAUGUUUUUGUUUUUCUUCCUGUGAAACCUUUACUAUUUUUUUUAUAAAGUAAACAUAAGAUUAUAUAUUUUUGCCCCUGAAUGAAAUUGAGUUGUUUUUUCCUCCUCAACUACGAGCUCCACGGUCUUCUAUAUUAUUUGAUAUGAGCUGAA